UCUUCCCUCGUUCCUUUCCAACAAAAUGAUUCAUCAGCACAACUCUGGAGAUAGUAGUAGCAGAGACUAUUCUCUUUGGUAGAGCUGACAUAAGGCUUACUUCCUGGUUCUGUUACUGCAACUGAGAAAUGCAUUAAUGUCUAGAAGAGGCAAAAUGGAGCGUGCUUGGAUCCUGCUACUUGGUCAGAUAUUCAUGGGUGCUUGGAGUUUAUCCAGGGAAGAAAAAGGGCCCAAUUUUGUUCUCAUGAUGGUAGAUGACCUGGGAAUUGGCGACUUAGGAUGCUACGGGAACGCAACUCUAAGGACCCCCAAUAUUGACCGGUUGGCCCAGGAGGGGGUGAAGCUGACCCAGCACAUCGCUGCUGCACCCCUGUGCACCCCCAGCAGAGCUGCCUUCCUCACCGGCCGCUAUGCAGUCAGAUCAGGCAUGGCCGGCUAUGGGAAGCUAGGUGUGUUCAUCAUGACAGCUGCAUCUGGGGGUCUCCCGGAACAGGAAGUCACAUUCGCUGAACUUGCCAAACAGCAAGGAUACGCCACGUCGCUCAUAGGCAAGUGGCACCUGGGAUUGAACUGUGAACGAAGCGACGACUUCUGCCACCAUCCAAACUGGCAUGGCUUUGACCACUUCUACGGCAUCACCAUGACCAACAUGCGCGACUGCCAGCCUGGUCACGGUUCCAUCCUGUACAUGAUCUCCAGCCACAUCCCCACUCGUAGCAUUGGGGUUGCUAUAGGGACUGUGGCUGUCCUACACGUCUUGGGGGUCAUUUCGGUGACACGGAAGAUGCUCUUAUGCUUUAGCCUGGUUCCAGCUGUAUUCCUGGCUCUCUUCGCUGUUGUUGUUUUCACGUACCCUUAUUUAAACUGCUUCCUAAUGAGGAACCAGGAGAUUGUGGAGCAGCCCUUUUUAUCUGAAAACCUAACCCAAAGGAUGACUCACGAAGCCAUACAGUUUUUGCAGAGGAACUCGGAGAGACCAUUCCUGCUGUUCUUCUCCUUCGUCCAAGUGCACACAGCGCUCUUUGCGUCUGCGGCGUUCCGGGGCAGGAGCCGGCACGGUCUCUAUGGCGACACGGUAGAGGAGGUGGACUGGAGUGUGGGAAAGCUAAUGGAGACCUUGGACUCCUUGGGGCUCCGUGAGAACACUCUGCUCUACCUGACCUCUGAUCAUGGGGCACACCUGGAGGAGAUAUCCUCCAAUGGGGAAGUGCAUGGGGGCUGGAAUGGCAUCUACAAAGCGGGGAAAUCCACCAACUGGGAGGGAGGGAUUAGGGUUCCAGGAAUCCUUCGAUGGAGCGGUGUGUUACCCGGUAACAAGAGCAUCGAUGAACCCACAAGCAACAUGGACAUAUUCCCAACUGUCGCAAAGCUGAUAGGAGCAGGAACACCUGAAGACAGGGAAAUUGAUGGACGUGACCUGAUGCCCCUCCUGCUGGGUGAAGUUGAGCGAUCGGAGCACGAGUUUCUUUUCCACUACUGUAACGCCUAUCUGAACGCUGUGAGGUGGCGACCCGCAAACAGUGAUUCCACAUGGAAGGCGUUUUUCUUCACUCAGAACUUUUCCCCGGAGAAUUCGACGGCCUGUUUACACACUCACGUGUGUUUCUGCACGGAGGAAUACGUGACGUACCACGACCCCCCCCUGCUGUUCGACCUCUCCAGAGACCCUUCGGAGACCACGCCUCUGACGGAGCGGGAGGUGCCGGACUUCCACGCCGUCCUGGACGUCAUGCGCCGGGCGGCGAGCCGCCACGCCCGCUCCGUCGCCCCCGUGCCCAAUCAGCUGUCCCUGGGGUACCAGCUGUGGAAGCCCUGGCUGCAGCCCUGCUGCUCCACCCUGUCUCAGCUCUGCACCUGCAGCAGAGAUGACCCCCCUGAAGGGGGUGACUAGCCCCAGGCCUGCCUUAGCCCCUCCGCUGAGGCCAUGUUGAAUGCAGCAUCUUUUUUUUUAUAGCCGAUGUACGCUCGCUGAUAAUAGACACAUUGUCACUUUGUUCCGAGAUGUCGGCAAAUAUGUCUAUUGUAAAUGUUUUGUGGGCCUGGUUCCCGAAAAAGGCUGCGUUCUCUGCAGCACUUGUCAGCAUUUUGUGCUAUUUCUGUUGUGCAGAUAUGGCAGUUUGUUGGCAGUUACAUAGGGGAUCCUAUGUUACAUUUACAUUAAAAUGGGUGUGUUAAA
Conger conger (European conger) is the source of this 2176-nucleotide messenger RNA. It is a transcript of the gene sts, whose product is annotated as steroid sulfatase (microsomal), isozyme S. Gene Ontology annotation, molecular function: arylsulfatase activity. The record is from RefSeq and is a predicted model, not a curated record. Lineage: Eukaryota; Metazoa; Chordata; Actinopteri; Anguilliformes; Congridae. The transcript is spliced from 11 exons. Bases 137 to 1891 code for a protein of 584 amino acids.